AUGGGUGCUUCAUCUUCAACUGAUAACAAAGAGUUAUCAGAAAAGCGAGAAAUCGAAAGCCUUGCCGCUUCAACAGGAGCUCUUCCUCUGCUUCAACGAUCUUUCUCCAAGCUCGUCGAUUCUCAAACCAACACAAUUUCUUUUCAAUCCUUCAAGAAAUGUUUCUGCUUGAGUUACAAUACUACUACUUCUGAAGGAGACCAGAAAGUUCCAGAUUCAUUUCCCAGAUUAUUGGAGAAUUUAGGAUCAUCUUUUGUAGAUUUGUUCUUCGUACCUGACAAAGAAGGAUUGAGUUGGGUAGAGUUUGCUAAAGGCUAUGUUAAAUGUUGUGGAAGAAUGUCGGCUUCGAUGUCUUUCAACACAUUGUUGAGAGUGUAUUCUGUGACAGCUAAAAACGCUGGCUUUUCUUUAAAGCUUGAGUUUGAAUCUGAUGAACCUGAUUGUAAGAUUAACGGGUCGAUUUCGACGGUUGAUUUGGUUAUGUUUCUGUGGAUGUGUUGGACAAUGUCGUGGGACGGUCGAAGAGCUAAAUCGGGUGAUAGUAAUGGGUGUUUGUUUCUUCCUGAUAUUAGUCACUUGAUUCUAUCAGCACUUGUGUCUUGUACUGAAUCUGGAAACAGUUUGGAUGUUUGGGAUACCGAUGUUUCGGGAUUAGAACUCGAACUUCCUAUCGGGAAAUUCCUUACGUGGGCCUUGACAACAAUUCCAAACAUCAGUGAAUGCCUUACUCACUUUUGUAAUUCGAGACUUCAACAUUCUUUGAAUGUAGAGGAUGGAUCUGGACCUUCAAAGUCAACUGGUGGAGAAGAUUCUGCGUCCAAGACAUGCGAAAACACCCUUCUAACAUGUGGAAGGGCAUGGGCGAUUUCCUUGACGUGCAAAAAUACAAUAAGCGAGGAGAUUUUAAGCUCAUGCUUUCCCUGCAAUAGUGAUGAAACAAAUGAAAAUCUUCUAUACCGCUCAUACCAUCACGGGAAAGGCAUGAAUCGACUGUGGUCCAAUGUCGAAGGGUAUCAUGCUCCAAUACUAGUGAUAGUUUCUGCAAGCUGUGGAGUUGAUCAUGAAGGUACUUCAAUCGAGAGAAAGUGGGUCAUUGGUGCAAUCCUGCAGCAAGGUUUUGAGAACAGAGAUAUGUUUUACGGAAGCUCUGGGAACCUGUUCUCUAUUAGUCCGGUCUUCCAUGCAUUCUCAUCUUCUGGGAAAGAGAAAAACUUUGCGUAUAGCCAUCUGCAUCCCUCUGGUAGAGUCUACGAUGCAAAUCCCAAGCCUGUUGGAAUUGGAUUCGGUGGUACACUUGGAAACGAGAGAAUUUUCAUUGACGAAGACUUUGCUAAAAUCACCAUCCGUCAUCAUGCUGUUGAUAAAACUUAUCAGCCAGGCUCUCUUUUCCCAAACCAGGGUUAUCUACCAGUAGAUGCAUUGGUUUCAGACGUUGAAGCAUGGGCAUUAGGUGGAAAAGCGGCCAGGGAAGUUCAAGAAGCAUACAAGAAAAGAGAAGAGCUUUUCACUGACCAACGUCGAAAGAUCGACUUGAAGACGUUUACAAAUUGGGAAGAUUCACCAGAGAAAAUGAUGAUGGACAUGAUGGGUAAUCCUAAUGCUCCUAGAAAGGAAGAGAGGUAA
Molecule: messenger RNA, 1623 nt
Organism: Arabis nemorensis
Lineage: Eukaryota; Viridiplantae; Streptophyta; Magnoliopsida; Brassicales; Brassicaceae
Source: the annotation of a GenBank genome assembly